CACCCCUCUCAGUGGGAGCGGAUGCGCGAGCGGAGAAUGCCUCAGCUUGAUUUCAGUAUUCGGUCUGUCUCAGGAGUUAGUCCUCGCACUGUUUCCGUUGAGAAAACUGAAGCGAAACUACGUGCACAAUGCUGCCUGUAUUUUAUUUUGGUCCUAAAGUGAGUCUUAAUUCGUAAAGGAUGCUGUUUCGUGGGGAAAAGGCGAGGGGCGAGUGUAGCCUGCAAUCUCCGUCGCUCAGUGAGUAACCGGCUGUUUCUGAUUGUGCUUCUACGGAUAUGCUUGCCAGUGCUGCAUGAAUGCUCAGGCGUAUUACCAGGGAUUGCAGUAUUUUGCGAAGUACCUAUCCACUUAGUAGAAAAUGUGCCCACCCAAGACCUGGUGAUUGAUUCCUGUGUUUAAUUGCCUUCUGGAUCGUAACGAAGGUCAAUGGAGAGUUUUGCGCGUUUGUGCGCUCUGGUCCCGUUUUAACACCCAACGGUGUGUUAAUGUGGCUUGCACGCCCCACGGUGAAAUUCUCCACUCCAAGGCUCAUGCAACGUUGAUGCUGGAUAUUUCAGCAACAUUGUUGUAAAAAUGCUGAACAGCGUUUUGUUGCUCAGCGUUUUAACGGUGACCAGUUUCUCAUCGAAGACGGAGAGCCGCAAAACUUCGAAAGAUAUCUGCAAGAAUCGUUGCGCUUGCGAGGAAAAGGAGAAUGUAUUGAACAUUAAUUGUGAAAAUAAAGGAUUUACAACGGUCAGUCAAUUUCAACCUCCUCAAAACAAAAUUUGUCAACUCUUUCUCAACGGCAACUUCCUUUCCAGACUGAAUGCCAACGAAUUUGUAAAUUAUGGAAAUGUCACGUCUCUUCAUCUGGGCAAUAACGGGUUACAGGAGAUUAAAACAGGAGCUUUUAACGGACUGCGUUUUUUAAAACGACUUCAUCUCAACAACAAUAAUUUGGAGAUUAUCAAGGAAGAAACGUUUGCCGGUUUGGAGAGUUUAGAGUAUUUACAGGCAGAUUAUAAUUACAUCAGCGCAAUAGAGGCAGGUGCGUUCAGCAAACUGAAUAAACUCAAAGUCCUGAUUCUAAACGACAACCUUCUGCUCUCUCUCCCUAACAAUGUGUUCCGCUUCGUGCUGUUGACGCAUUUGGAUUUACGGGGUAAUAGGCUAAAGACUCUGCCUUUUGCUGGUGUGCUAGAGCACAUAGGUGGUAUUAUGGAGAUUCAGCUGGAGGAGAACCCGUGGAAUUGCACUUGUGAUCUGAUCCCUUUGAAAGCGUGGCUGGACACGAUCUCAGUCUAUGUAGGAGACAUUGUAUGUGAAACCCCCUUCAGGCUUCAUGGAAAAGACAUUACGCAACUAAUCAAGCAGGAUCUGUGCCCCCGGAGAAACGCUGGAGAUUCCAGUCACCGCGCAAUGCAGCCACCCUCCGACUCUCAAUAUCAGGGCCUCUCCCCUACCCUCCACCCAGGCAUCACCCCUACCCGGGCCCCCAAGUCCUCCCGCCCCCCUAAGAUGAGACACCACCCAACCCCCCGCGUAACAUCCAAUAAAAACAAACAUGUUUUUGGGCCCAUAAUGGUUUACCAGACGAGAUCGCCUGUCCCCAUGACCUGCCCCAGUAUAUGUGUCUGCACCUCACAGAACCCAGAUAGUGGAUUAAACAUCAACUGCCAGGAGCGAAAAUUACACAACAUUACUGAACUGAAUCCCAAGCCCUCGUAUCCAAAGAAGCUACACCUAACAGGUAAUUACUUACAGACCAUAUACAGGACUGAUCUGGCAGAAUACAGCUCGCUGGAGCUGCUCCAUUUAGGGAAUAACAGAAUCGCAAUUAUCCAAGAUGGGGCUUUUGAAAAUCUGGCUAAUCUGAGGAGACUUUACCUCAAUGGCAAUUAUAUAGAGAGUCUCUCUCAAUCCCUAUUUGUGGGGCUGCAGAGCCUGCAGUACUUAUACCUGGAAUACAACGUCAUUAAGGACAUACUACCACAGACUUUUAACUCGCUCCACAACCUGCAGCUGCUGUUCCUGAAUAACAAUCUGUUAAGGUCCCUCCCCGAUAAUGUGUUUGGUGGUACGAUGCUGACCAGGCUCAACCUGAGGAACAACCACUUCUCCCACCUGCCCGUGUGCGGAGUGCUGGACCAGCUCUCUGCCUUCAUCCAGAUCGACCUGCAGGAGAACCCCUGGGACUGCACAUGCAACAUCGUGGCCCUGAAGAACUGGAUGGAGCUGUCCAGCACGAGCGUGGUGGUCAACGAGAUCACGUGCGACUCGCCCUCCAAACACGCCGGGAGGCUGCUCAGGUCCCUGCGCAACGACGCCAUCUGCCCCGAGCCUAACGAGGUCACGGUGACCAAGGCCCCGACCGUCAGCCCCAGCACCGACUCCACACCCUCCUCCUCGGUCACCCCGGCAGACGAGGAGGUCCCCGAGUUGCACCCCGAGGUGCCUUUAUCGGUGCUCAUCCUGGGGCUGCUCGUGGUCUUCAUCCUGUCCGUGUGCUUCGGGGCCGGCCUGUUCGCGUUCGUACUCAAGCGUCGCAAGGGGGUGGAGAGCGUCCCGACCAGCGCCAACAACCUCGAUCUAAACUCCUUCCAGGUGCAAUACGGCUCCUACAACAGCGAGCCCACCACGGACAAAGCCGAGACCCAUGUGUACAACUACAUCCCUCCUCCCGUCGGGCAGAUGUGCCAGAAUCCCAUUUACAUGCAGAAGGACAGCGAGCAGGUGACCUACUACAGGAACCUGAAGGAGCUGAGCUUCAGCACCAUGAACCCCAAGAAGCAGGAGCUGUCUCGCAGCCCCGGGGCGUUCACCAUAAGCACAGUGGACUUUACGGACAAACAAUCGUGUGGCAAUCGAGAGCCCGAGCUGCUUUAUCAGAACAUUGCAGAGAGAGCCAAGGACCUGCCGUCAGCAGGAGCUCUGAACUACACUUUUUGCACUUUACCUAAAAGACCAUUCGUUCCCCCGUACGAGUCGGUGAGACGACACAACCAGGACAGGUUAAAUAAAACCGUUCUCUAUGGGACUCCGAGAAAAUAUUACGCUGAACAAUCAAAAAACGAGCACCCUCUGCUUCCCGGAAAACUAAAAACAGAACCAGACUACCUCGAAGUUCUGGAGAAACAAACUGCAAUGAGUCAGUUGUAAGAUAUGGCCCAACUACUACCACAUUGAUAUGUAUCUAUCUAUGUACUCCACAUUGACAAGUGAAAACAAAGCAACUUAAGCCUUUCUCCUGUUUAUUUUUAAGCUGUAUAAAGGAGUAAAUGUAUAUGCAGUCCAUGUAAUUUUCCUGAGGGUUUAAAUUAUUUUCUUCUACUUGACUUGAAACAAAUAAGACUGUAGCAGGUAUUGCAAGACUAUGUAUAAUACAGCUUUGUGCAUUUUAUAUUUCUAUAUUUUAUUUUCUGUGUGGAGACCAAUAUCCUUUGUAGAUGAGCAGACAUGAACACAUUGAAUCGACAUUCCUGUACAUAAUAGCCUGUUGAUGGUGAGUCUGAAACACAUGGUCAUGGCUCUGUCCACUGCGACCCAUUUAAUCCUGAAGUGCCUUUGCACUCUUGAGUAUUUUAUCGUUGCUUUCUGCAAAUUGAAUUUUUUAUAAGUGAUGUAUUUUAAGAAUCUUUAUGUAAAAUAGAAUUAUUGGUCCAAUUAUUUGUCCAUUACAUUAAACAGAUAUGAAGAGGAUAUGA
Molecule: messenger RNA, 3686 nt
Organism: Osmerus eperlanus (European smelt)
Lineage: Eukaryota; Metazoa; Chordata; Actinopteri; Osmeriformes; Osmeridae
Gene: slitrk2
Product: SLIT and NTRK-like family, member 2
Exons: 1
Coding region: 574-3141 (855 amino acids)
Biological process (GO): regulation of presynapse assembly; axonogenesis; positive regulation of synapse assembly
Cellular component (GO): membrane; glutamatergic synapse
Molecular function (GO): protein binding
Source: RefSeq, a predicted model, not a curated record